UUGCGCACCAACGGUCACACUGCUCGGUGGUUGUAAAUUCCGUGGCUCCGAAACUUCGAACGCGAAUUACUUAACGAUACUGUGGAAUUCACCGUGCGAAAACAUUGCGCAUCCGCCCAACGACCUUGCGGAGUGGCAAAAUGUCCUGUGCGGCCACCCUCUCGACGGCCAAGGACUCGACGAACGCGGCGAACGCGAAUGCAAAUGCCAGUGGAGCACCAACAAACAGCAAUACCAACACUAGCACACAGUCGACGGCUGUGGGUGUGGUAGUGAGCAGCAGUGCAUCGGGCGGAGGGGGUGGGGGAGGCUCCAUUUCGGGCAACACCACCGCAUCCUCCUCCGCCGCAGGGGGCGUGGCAACGGGGGGCGGCAACUCGGCGGCCGCCCUCGUCCGAAGAUUCUCCAUGGAGGGCGUGGGAGCAAGGGUGAUCCGCGGACCGGACUGGAAGUGGAACAAACAGGAUGGCGGCGAAGGACACGUGGGCACCGUUCGCAAUUUCGAAUCAGCCGAGGAAGUGGUGGUGGUCUGGGACAAUGGCACCGCUGCUAACUAUCGCUGCGCUGGAGCCUACGAUCUCCGCAUCCUGGACAGUGCGCCCACUGGCGUGAAACACGAGGGCACCAUGUGCGACACUUGCCGCCAGCAACCGAUCUUCGGCAUCCGUUGGAAGUGCGCCGAGUGCAUCAACUACGAUUUGUGCUCCAUCUGUUACCAUGGAGAUAAGCAUCACCUGCGGCAUCGAUUCUACAGGAUAACCACGCCAGGAGGCGAACGAACCAUGCUGGAGCCGCGUCGAAAGUCCAAGAAAGUGCUGGCAAGAGGCAUCUUCCCGGGAGCCCGUGUGGUUCGGGGCGUAGACUGGCAGUGGGAGGACCAAGAUGGCGGAGUGGGCCGACGUGGCAAGGUCAACGAGAUCCAGGACUGGUCCUCGGCCUCGCCAAGAUCCGCCGCUUAUGUUAUCUGGGACAAUGGCUCCAAGAAUCUUUACCGCGUGGGCUUCGAGGGAAUGGCCGAUCUGAAGGUCGUAAACGAUGCCAAGGGCAGUAAUGUUUACCGGGAUCACCUACCACUCCUUGGCGAAAACGGACCCGGAAAGGGACCACAUGGCUUCCAGAUUGGUGACAAGGUUACAGUGGAUCUGGACCUAGAAAUCGUGCAGUCUCUGCAGCACGGACAUGGCGGCUGGACCGAUGGCAUGUUCGAGUGCCUGAGCAACGCGGGAAUGGUCGUUGGAAUCGACGAAGAUCACGAUAUUGUAGUGGCCUACAAUUCCGGAAAUCGCUGGACAUUUAACCCAGCUGUUCUCACUAAAGUAUCGUCCCCCACAACUGCUCCUCCGGAGUUCCAGGUGGGCGACAUUGUCAAGAUCUGUUCGGAUGUGGAGAGCAUCAAGAUUCUGCAACGCGGACACGGCGAGUGGGCUGAUGCCAUGCAGCUGACGCUGGGCAAGAUUGGUCGCGUGCAGCAGGUCUAUCACGAUAACGACCUCAAAGUGGAGGUGGGCAACACGUCGUGGACUUACAAUCCGCUGGCCGUGUGCAAGGUGGCGUCUUCCACGUCCUCCGAUGGGGGCUGUGCUCCGGUUAUCCCCAGCGGGGAACGUCUCUCGGCCAUUCUUAAGAAGCUGUUUGAACCGAACGUCUCCGGCGAUGCCACUGAGGAGUUUGUCAAGGCAGCAGCCAAUGGAUUUGCGGCCCGUUGCGAGGAGUACUUGGCCGGCGCAGGUCAACCUUCGACUUCUAGUGCCUCGCCCAGUUCCGGCCCGGAUGUGAAUGUGAAUGGUGUGUUUGCCGGACAUACAGCCUUGCAGGCGGCCAGCCAGAAUGGCCACAUCGAGGUCAUUCAGGUCUUACUGCGACACUCCGUGGACGUCGAGAUCGAGGACAAGGACGGUGAUCGUGCUGUCCACCACGCUGCCUUUGGGGAUGAGGCGGCAGUCAUCGAGAUUUUGGCCAAAGCUGGCGCGGAUUUAAACGCACGCAAUAAGCGGAGACAAACUUCUCUGCAUAUUGCCGUCAACAAGGGCCAUUUGAACGUAGUUAAGACGCUUCUUACGCUGGGCUGCCAUCCCAGCUUGCAAGAUUCCGAGGGCGAUACACCUCUUCACGAUGCCAUUUCCAAGGAGCACGACGAGAUGCUCUCCCUGCUGCUGGACUUCGGGGCAGACAUCACGCUUAACAAUAACAAUGGCUUCAAUGCCUUACAUCAUGCUGCUCUCAAGGGUAAUCCCAGCGCCAUGAAGAUCCUGCUGACCAAGACAAACCGUCCUUGGAUCGUGGAGGAAAAGAAGGAUGACGGCUACACUGCCCUACAUCUGGCAGCACUCAAUAACCACGUUGAGAUUGCUGAGUUACUCGUUCACAUGGGUAAGGCCAAUAUGGACAGGCAGAAUGUGAAUCUCCAAACAGCUCUGCAUCUGGCGGUGGAGCGUCAGCAUGUGCAGAUUGUCAAGCUGCUGGUGCAGGAUGGCGCUGAUCUAAACAUACCCGAUAAGGACGGGGACACUCCGCUGCAUGAAGCGCUCAGACAUCAUACACUUUCGCAGUUGAAGCAACUACAAGAUGUGGAGGGAUUCGGCAAGCUUUUGAUGGGCCUAAGGAAUGCCAAUAACAAGAAGGCCUCUGCCUCGAUUGCCUGUUUUUUGGCUGCCAAUGGAGCCGAUUUGACUUUGAAGAAUCGAAAGCAGCAGACUCCAUUGGACUUGUGUCCAGAUCCCAAUCUCUGCAAGACCCUGGUCAAGUGCUAUAACGAAAGGAAAACCGACGACUCCGAGUUGCCCGGAAAUGUGGCUGGCACAAGUUCGAAUGCCAGGGCGAGAGCCGCCAGCGGUAGCCUAAACCAAUCCUCUUCUACAAGUUUGCCGCUGGCCAAUCUCGCUGCCAGCGCCACCUUCCCCGCCGCCUCCUCGUCCUCCAUAUUUGCCCUCAAUGGCAUCGCCAACGAGAUGAGUCAGUCCCUGCACGAGGAUCCCCCAAAAUCGACACCCAGUCUGGAAGAGUGUCUGGUUUGCUCGGAUGCCAAGCGGGAUACGGUGUUCAAGCCCUGUGGCCAUGUCAGUUGCUGCGAAACCUGCGCUCCGAGGGUGAAGAAGUGCCUCAUCUGCCGGGAGACGGUCUCCUCACGCGAAAAGAUCGACGAGUGUCUGGUUUGCUCGGAUCGAAGGGCAGCUGUUUUCUUCCGCCCCUGUGGCCAUAUGGUUGCUUGCGAACACUGCAGUGCUUUGAUGAAGAAGUGCGUCCUUUGUCGUACCCAGAUCGACGAGAUCUUGUCGUUUAGUCUCUGCUGCGGAGGAAGUGGACGACCAGAGAAGGUCACUGCGGCAGGUGGAGGAGUGGCUACCGUGGGUUUGCCUCUGCCCGAUGAUCGGUUCAUGGAGGCAGCAGCAGCGGCAGCCUGUGCAAAUACCUCAGGCGGUCACAACGUAGUCAUGAACAACACCGUGGUAACUCCGGUGGCGGGCAGCAGCAAUCCAUUGAAUAGCCAGAACAAUCUGCUGGCAGCUGCGGCAGCCUCUUCAAAUGUCUCGAAUCUGGCAGCCGCCGGCAGUGUGAUGGUGGCCCCUUCCAAUGUCAACAAUUUCCAGAUGGACGAUGUGCAGAAAUUGAAGCAGCAGUUGCAGGACAUAAAGGAGCAGACAAUGUGCCCCGUCUGCUUCGAUCGCAUCAAGAACAUGGUCUUUCUGUGUGGCCACGGCACUUGCCAGAUGUGCGGUGACCAGAUCGAGGGUUGUCCCAUCUGCCGCAAGACGGUCGAGAAACGCAUUCUGCUCUUCUGAAGCCCCUUCCCGGCACACACAUUCCGCGCACAGUCUGCACAGCCCUGGAAGUAUUAGGAUAUUUAACGGACUCACAUUCUUAUACACACACAUAUAACUACACAAUAUAUCAUAUAUAUAACUAUA
Molecule: messenger RNA, 3905 nt
Organism: Drosophila subpulchrella
Lineage: Eukaryota; Metazoa; Arthropoda; Insecta; Diptera; Drosophilidae
Gene: mib1
Product: E3 ubiquitin-protein ligase mind-bomb
Exons: 4
Coding region: 141-3779 (1212 amino acids)
Biological process (GO): protein ubiquitination
Cellular component (GO): cytoplasm
Molecular function (GO): ubiquitin-protein transferase activity; protein binding; zinc ion binding
Source: RefSeq, a predicted model, not a curated record